Molecule: messenger RNA, 993 nt
Organism: Oncorhynchus nerka (sockeye salmon)
Lineage: Eukaryota; Metazoa; Chordata; Actinopteri; Salmoniformes; Salmonidae
Product: glutamate receptor ionotropic, NMDA 2A-like
Exons: 5
Coding region: 1-993 (330 amino acids)
Biological process (GO): excitatory postsynaptic potential; long-term synaptic potentiation
Cellular component (GO): NMDA selective glutamate receptor complex; plasma membrane
Molecular function (GO): NMDA glutamate receptor activity
Source: RefSeq, a predicted model, not a curated record
AUGGGCCGUUUGGGCUGGGUCCUCCUCACCCUCCCAGCCCUGCUUUCCCAGAUCAGUGUACCAGCAGCGGCCCAGAAGCCACCUGGGCUAAGUGUGGGGGUGAUCUUGGGUCAGACGAGGCCAAUCAGUGACCAGGAUAUAAUCCCGGUGAGGCGGAACGACGACCCUGUGGAGCUGACCGUCACCACCCUGAGAAUCAACCAGACAGACCCCAAGACUGUCAUCACACAGGUGUGUGAGCUGCUCCAGAAGAAGCCUCUCCAUGGCCUUGUCUUUGCUGAUGGGUCGGACCAGGAAGCUAUCUCUCAGAUCCUGGACUUCCUGUCCUCUCAAACAUCACUUCCUGUCCUGGGGGUGUAUGGGGGAUCCUCCAUGAUCAUGGCCGACAAGGAUGUGGAGUCCACAUUCUUCCAGUUUGGAGCGUCUCUGAUGCAGGAGGCGUUACUGAUGAUGAAUAUCAUGGAGGAAUAUGACUGGCACAUCUUCUCUAUAGUCACCUCUAAGUUCCCCGGGUACCAGGAGUUCAUUAAUGUCCUGCGUGUGACGGUGGACCACAGCUUUGUGCGUUGGGACCUUCAGAGCGUCGUCACGCUGGACGCUGUGGACGGAGACGCCAACUCUAAAGCUCAUAUCCAGCUGAAGAGGAUCCAGAGUCCUGUUAUACUGCUGUACUGCUCCAAGGAGGAGGCUAGGUAUAUAUUGGAAGAGGCCAGGUCUCUGGGUCUGACUGGGUCGGGCUACAUCUGGAUCGUACCAAGUCUGACCACAGGGAACCCCGACUUCACCCCAGACAUCUAUCCCCUGGGGAUGAUCUCUGUGUCCUACAACGAGAUGGAGUAUCCCUUGGAGAGCCGCCUUAGAGACGGAGUGGGCAUCAUCGCCACGGCAGCCGUCGCCAUGCUGAGAGAGAAAGGGGAGGUGCCAGAACCCCAAGGGAACUGCUACAGCCAAUCAGAGAAGGGAAAGACUCUGCCCAGCGCCCUGAGAGGGUAA